AUGGAGAUGAAGGAUGGGAUAACUGUCACCUCAUGUAUUCGCCUGAUGAUAGAUGUUCACUUCAUGUAUUGUCGAACAUACGACGACUUCAUUAUCCAUUGCUUUGCGGUCAUUGCAAAAAGGAAUAAAACCGGUCCUCUCCUUCGAUCUUCGGUGGUAACAAAGAGUGCACGACAACUAGGAGAAAGAAGAAAGGAAAAACUGAAUUUAUAUUGCAGCACAUCGGGAUUCACAACGUCUUUCGUAUUUCAGUACAACCUCAAUAAAAAUCCUUCUUUAGCGAGUGAUAUCUAUUCGAAACUUCUUUGGGGAAUGGAACUGCCGGCAUAUCGCAUUGUGAUGGUGUACAUUAAUGAGCUGAAGCGAAGUGCUGCUUUUAGCUAUUCAUUCAUGUUUGAUUUGUACAUCAAUACAUGGUACAUGAUCAAUUUAAAAAUCAAAGUAAAGUGA
This is a messenger RNA of Loa loa (African eye worm), 450 nucleotides long. RefSeq lists its product as hypothetical. NCBI's taxonomy places the organism in Eukaryota, Metazoa, Nematoda, Chromadorea, Rhabditida, Onchocercidae. The coding region runs from base 1 to 450 and encodes 149 amino acids. The record is from RefSeq and is a predicted model, not a curated record. The transcript has 3 exons.